Messenger RNA from Neoarius graeffei (lesser salmon catfish), 7031 nucleotides. RefSeq names its product ALMS1 centrosome and basal body associated protein (gene alms1). Lineage: Eukaryota; Metazoa; Chordata; Actinopteri; Siluriformes; Ariidae. Gene Ontology annotation, biological process: regulation of centriole replication. The record is from RefSeq and is a predicted model, not a curated record. The transcript has 19 exons. Bases 45 to 6710 code for a protein of 2221 amino acids. Gene Ontology annotation, cellular component: centrosome; cytosol; centriole.
GUCAGUUGUUCGCAUAGAAACAACUCAAAGCUCCUCACAGAACAAUGGAGACAUUAGAGCAAGGCGAAGAUGGAGCAAGUGUUAACAGAGCAAUGGAGUGGCACCAGCUCCCUGCUGAAGAAGAUCCGAGUCCGUUUCAGGGGCAGAUACCUGGCUUGGUGGAAGCUGAUGGUUUACAAGGGACCGCACUUAACUCUGAAGGACAAGUGGCCAUGAUGGGAGACUCAAGUGUACAGCCAGCAGCUGACAGACUUGAAUCUUUACAGCUAGCAGAACUGCAGGAUAGCUGUUUAUCACCUGUACUGACCCUAAUUCCUCAGGGGAAGGUCUUCCUACCCUCGGAGUCCACUCUCCUCCAUCAGACAGAUUUAGAGUUUGUCCCCCUGAAGGGGUCUCCUGAUCUGUCCAUUGCUUCUGAAAGGUGCUCUCAGACAUCACGCCUAGGUGUGGAUGGAGAAUCCAACCUCGCACACAGAUCCCAUGAACAGGCAUCACUAUCACAACACCCUUUGGGGGUGACGUCUGCAAUUUUAGAGGAUGCUAGUAGCUACAGCUCACUAUCACAGCACAGCCUGUCGCCUAGUAGCAAUUACCAGGCGACACAGAUUCCUGAUGAGGAAUGCAGUACUGGCCUGGAGAACAAUGAUGAACGGCAGAAAAAGGAAGGGGAACAAAUUGAUGCUGAUUUGGAUAGAGGAGGGACUGUGUGUGGUUUAAAUAGCAGUGUUCCUCUUCGCUCAUUUCAGAAGCUUCUGGAAACGGAUCUUGGCGUGGCCAGUAGCAGUGCAGUUCCCUCUUCUGCUGAGACUGUUCUCAGUCAGACAAAUGCUGUCCUAAGCUCAUCAAACACCCCUGAGAGCCAGAUUAAACACUCUGCUCUUGCGCAACAACAGGAUCCUGCAUGUACCUCUACAAAGGAACCCCUGUUCAGACCAUCUGAGAGGAGAGAGCAGCCACAAGGUGGCUCUUCUUCCUCGUUAUCGCAAAGAAUGACUAUGGGGAGAGGCGAUGUGUCACUUUCCUCCAGUUUAUCUGCCAUCUCAAAUAUUACAGUUCGCUCCACAAGCAAGCAAACAAAUAACACCACUGACCUUUCCUUCAGGCAGCUUCAGCUCCGUAGUGAUUCCUCUUUAUCUGCACCAAGGGGCAGGAAUCAAACCGAGAACAAAAACAUUCCGACUGGACAGAAUAUCACUCCGGCCAGUGAAGGUGGUGUAUAUAUGGCAGGGUUACCGAGAGCACUCUGGAGCUCAGGCAGCCAUCAAGCAGCAUGUGGUUCCUUUUUGACCUCUCAGCCUGUGUUUCAGUCCACACCUGCAGUGCUCCUUGGUAGAGGAGGACCAGCCCCAGCCAAACUCUCUCCUGUAUAUUCCCAUCAAAAUACUGUGGCCUCAUCAACCCAAAAUGGCAGUCUUAAACCAGACGACAUACCAGCUUUUUCCCUAAGUACUACAAGCCAACGAAGCAUUGCUGGAGUUGCACUUGCCAUGUCGUUGGACCCAAGUGAGGCUCAUACAGAGUCAUGUCUUCAACAUGAGCUACCUCCUAGCCAAGAAGCCCCUUCCCCAGGAUUAGAUGUGCCUGUCAGUGUCCAUGAGGACACACCCCAUGAUCAACCUCCCUUAGCCACACUCCUGCCCACAUCUGACCAACUGCUCAAAGAUCAGGAGCCUAGGCUGUCUGCAGGAAGAGUGCAUUCUCUACCCAGCCUCAGUUAUGUGCAGAAAGUUGAUGCUUGGAAGGCCAAUCAGAGUUCGAGCAGAAUAUUUUAUGACAAAUUGUCUCCGCAAGGAUUUGAUGGUGUAUUUCCUCAGAGGAAAGAACAGGACUCUGUGUCUGAGGCAAUAAAACAACAAAGUCAACAACAUCCCAACCAAACAUCUUCAGUAUUUAGUGCCAAAAACAACACUCCACCCACUCAGACAAGCAGUGAUGUGCCGUCACGUGCGGAUGUGGAAGACGCAGGAGGAGCUGUAGGAUCCACCUCACCUUCACCAUUUCCUCACUCCCAUUCCCACUCAUCUCUUGGAACACUCAUCACGCCCAUUCAGCAGGAUGAACUGCAGCAAAAUCAACUUCCACUUGUACACACUGAUGUCAUCUCUCUAGGCUUCAGCUCGACUGCAGCUGAAUCGUCACCAUACUCAAGUGGAACAAAUGACCAGAGUCAAGCUGAUUACUCAGGAACCGGUCCGUUAAAGUCCCCUGCUUUGCUUGGUGUGGAUCAGUCCAGUGGUGUGAACUUGAAUACCAACAUGGCUUCUAGUUUUCCAAACGGUUGCCAUGGUGAGCAGAGUUUUCAGGCGUCAUUAGGUGCAGCCUCCUCAGUUGUAAGUCUUGAAGUGGACAACUAUGCACCAUAUUGGACUUCCAGACCUGGAUCUCCCUCAUGCCUUCCUGAGUUUAACAUUGAGGACAGAAUCCCUCUCUACCUUCACAAUUUGGGGAUUGAUCAGUCACCUUCAAAAAUCUUAAAUCCUUUUACACAUCGUGGACCCAUCAGAGAGCCCGAAUUUUCUCCUACUGAUUUGUGUACCAUUAAAAGCUCAGUUGGAACACCCACCAAGAGCAUACAACCAUCUGAUGGUGACAGUCUUCAGAAGGAGACAUUCUCAAGUUCCAGUGUGCCUUUUGCAGAUUCCAGUGCCUCUUUAACCCGGUUAUUUAUUCAGAAGUCCACUCAGCAGCCAGCCAGACCAGCGUGUUCCGGCAGUAUCAGAAUGGCACGCUUCCAGGCCGGCACUCCUCCUGAGCCCCAUAGUCCAUCACAUGGUGUUCCUCAAGGACCUGACACUUCUCAUCGAGAGGGCAGUUACGGCCUGCCACCUCAGGUGAGCCUGGAGUCUGUACCUGCUCCUGGGACUUCGGAGUGUGUUAAAGAAGGGGACUCGUCUCUGGUGGGUUCUGGAACCCUGCAGGAGAUCAGGCGUUUGCUUGGUCAUGCAGAGAGCCUUGUGUCUGGCCGUUUCUCUGUGGCUUCCUCCCCUGGCUUACAUGGUUACUCGGAGAGCGAUGCCUCCUUUUUGUCACUCAGGCAGAAUACUCAAGCAUAUCGUGAUGACUCAUUUCUGUCAGUUGAUGGAAAGAUUUCCUCAGUACUAGCUCGCUCUUCCUCAGAUUCUGCCCUGAAAGAGAGCUCCUCAUCCUCAUCUGGACCUCUAGAGCUGUCCAGAAAGUCUGAUUACAUGAGCAAAGGGCUUUCAAUGAUCUCUCCGGGCAAAGAGGAAAAUCUGAAGUCACGUGACUUUUGUGUGACUCCAAGGAGAGCAGAGCCUGAGGGAUGCAGUGCAGCAGACCCAGACAGGGUAGGCCCUGUGAGCCUGUCGAUUACACAAGGGAAUGCUUCUUCAACAUCAUAUAGCCAGCAACAAAACCAGGACCAUACGGAGGAUGCUGGCAUCAGUUCUUCUGCAAUAAGUCCCACCCACAGUCAGACAGAGGCAGAGAUGGGUGCUUUAAGUGAUGCUAGCAGUGAGCAUUCACUGGCUUCUAGGGUUGCUAAGCUUUUGCAAAGCGAGUCGUCUGUCUCUGUGGUUACCAGUCGGUCAAGUACCGCUGAUCCUGACGAGAGCCGAGCUAGAGAGUGGAUCAUGACGAAGCUGUCUGGUGGCAAGUGUGAAGCCUUGGAACUUAAUGCAGAGGACAGAAGGAGAAUUGAGGAGAUCAAAAGAGAGCUUCUGCUACACACUAAACACACCAAGUCGAGCUCAGAUUCAGAAAGCAGUACCCAGUCCAGUGUUGGCACUGUCCCCCAGCCUGCUGUCCGUUUUGCAGCAGUACGCAGUGCAGAAAAGCGUCUCUCUGAACAGCUGCAGAGAGUCAGUCAGAUUCCGCUUGACUCCAGUGUUUCACCACUGGAGGACGGAGUGAGUCAGAUUGCCAUCGAGGAGGGGCUCAACCCUCAGUACACACCCUCCCUUCAGUCAGUGAGCCAGUGCCUGCAUACACACAACAGCCACGCUGCACACAAUGCCAUUGUGCCUGAAAGCAACUCGUACACGACUGUGAGAUCAUCUGAGGAGUGGAAACUACAAACUGAAGUGACAAAUAGAGCAACAAAGAAUGAAGGGGAGAAGGACAAAAAAGUGAGAGAUGACGAGCACCCAGAAAGUGAGAGAAAUAACCAAUUACCAUUCCCAGAGGCAGAUCACACUGUUAUCAGAGAAAAACGAGAGUUCCCUCCAGGCUUAGAGUCGGGUUCAGACCUUGGUCAUAAACCUCAUUUGUCUAAUAGCCACCUCACACCUUCAGUGAAGUUACAGCAAAACUCCAUCCAGAGACCUCUCACUCCUGCCAGUGAUUCCUGUAGUUACCCAGAGUUGCAGAAUGGAUCGCACACACAUUACUCAGACAGUCCAAACGCCACAAGAGCAGUCCCACUCCCCGUCUCCAGCGCCAGUGAAGAACAGCAAGCCUCCGUAUCCAGUGAGACCAGCUUAAGUAAAGACAGAAAUACAGACCAGGGUCAGAACACAGGAGUGGUUAGUGGAUAUUCACAGAUGACCUCCAGAUACCCACAAACCUUUACUCCUCAUACAGCUGCUAUUCCAACUUUAUUGCCGUAUAAACCUCACGGCAGUUCAGAGCUCUUCUAUAUGCCACAGAGCGUCCCUGAUCUUUCCUCUAAUCACUCCGAUACCACAAUGGAGAGCUCCCAUCCAGGAUCUGAUGACGCUGUGCCUCCUCAAUUUACCCCUGAGGUUUUGGGAUCCAGAGAGCUUGCGGACAGCAAUGCGACACCAAAACACAAGGAGGGCAUUUACAGCAAGAGGACCAAAAUGAAAAAAGCAUCUCCUCUGUCAGGAAAAGCCUUUCAUGACCAGAGAAGCAGUACUGCUGCUCCAUAUCAGCUUACUGGAUUCAGUAAGCCUGUUAUCCCUGAGAGUGAGCAGGCGGCUGAGCAAUUUGAGGAGGAGGAAGCAUUUAUCCCCCUGCGCAUGGAGGCUGACUACAGCAUAACUAAACUACACCCUAACCACAGUGUACAAAAGCAUAAUUUGGGAACAGAAACUCUGCCUUUACUUCCUAAAGUCAUUCGGGAGAAGGAGCAGGACAUGAAGGCUCAAAACCUUGGUGCGGAGAUUGGCAGCUCGCUGGACCAAUUGUGGCAUCGUUUCAAUGAGCGAUGCAACUUUCAGGAGACUCGACCCACUAACGAAGUCGAAAUGUCACUGCUGGAGAGACUGGAACGCCUGUCCCGCCUCCUACACAGCUCCUCCCCACCACACACGCCUAAGCAGGCACGCAGUAGAGCGGAGAAGAGUAGGAGGAGAGAACAUGAGUCAGGGAGAGCACAGGGAAAAGACACAACUGAAAAUGGAAAAGAGAAGGAGAGAAAUGAAAUGAGAGGUGUUCCAAAAAUAGCAUGGGAAAAGGAGUCUUUAAAUGCCAACCAGGCAUUAGUGGAGAAGGAGCAGCAAGAAAAAGAUCAUCGGUGUCCUGCAGAGAGAGACGAGUCUGCCAGUGUUUCUGUGGAGACGAGCAGCAGCCAGUCUACCAUCGACACACAGCGCUUGAUCAGAGCUUUCGGCCCACAUAGAGUUAGCAGUGGGAGAGAAGGGGUGGCUGGAAGUCGGACACUAAAGCCCAGUGAUGGCUUACUGAAACUUUAUAACACUGUUAAGAAGCAGAAAAGAGGGCAUGGCAAAAGUGGCUCUGAAAAUCACCUUGUUUCUGUUGCCACAGAAAUAAGCAACACCGAUGACUCCAGGGCCUCUGACACUUUAUCAUCCUCAAGCACUUGUACACUCCCCUCCCAAAGAGGCACUGGACGCACCACUAGUUUUAAGAGGGCAAAGGUCAAACUGGUCAGCAGAAGCAUACAAGCAGGUGAUUUGGAGAUUGUGGUAAAUGGCACUCGUCGAGACACACGGGAUGUCGGUACCACCUUCCCUUCUCCAGGUAGUGCCAGAGUCACCAGGGCAUCUUCAGCAGCCUGCAGUGAGGUAGAGGCCAGUACAUCUGCUCUUGGGGCUUCCAGUGCUGCUCCUGUUCAAUCCCAACCAGUGCAGAAGAAACAGACCUUCAAACACACCUUCUACCCAAAUGGUUUGUCAUGGUUUGUUUCUGCUGAUGAACUGAAGUGGGAUGCGGGUAAGGAGAAUAAGCCCCAAACAGAUGCACAGCAGUCUGAAGGCCAAGCCUGGUUCGAGCCUUACACGAGGACACAGCCAUGGAGAGAGCCGUUUAGAGAACGACACAUUCAAGCAGAAAGAGAGAAGCCCCCUGAGCAAAAAACGCAUUCAGAGAAUGAUUGCGGCAGCAAAGCCCUGGUCCGUCUCUCCCUGCAGGAGGCGCUAGAGUUGCACCGACCAGAGUUUGUGUCCCGUUCUCGGGAGCGGAUGAAAAGACUGUGUCUACUGGUGGAAGAGAGAAAGAUGCAAACCGUCUUCAACAAAGAAAGAGAGGAGCUUUUUAACCGCCCUUCAACCGUGCAGCAGCCAAAAGCAGCACCAGCUCCUCCACCUCUUCCCUCUAAGCGAGUUAUUCCCAUAAGUGAGAUGAUCCAGAGAUCCAAGCGUAGAGCACACAGUUGGAGAAUAGACAGGACAGAAAGAUUCAGCAGGAUCUAUGCCAAACUCCCAGAAGUUCAGAAGAGGAAGGAGGAAGAAAGGAGGAAAGCAGAGUACCGCACGUACCGCCUUAAUGCUCAGCUAUUUAACAAGAAAAUCACCAACCGUGUGCUGGGAAGAAGAGCGCCUUGGCAGUAGUAUGAAGAAUUAUCAACCCAACCGUGAUACUGCACAGCUGAUUUCUGUGUGCUUGGGUCUGUGGUGAUGUGUGUAGAAGACUGGUGGUAAUCGUGUUGAGCGUGUGAUCAAAUGAAUAGAGCAGCUCUUUCGAGAUGUGAUGUAGUAACAAUUAUUUAUCUUUAUUUAAUUUCUUAAUAUUUUUAUAUUUUUUAUAAAUUUUUUUAAAUGUUAACUAUUAAUGGUGCCCAGUACCCUUUGUGUUUUUUUUUUUUUUACAAAAAAAUUUUUAAUCAGUGUUUUCUUUGAAAUAAAGAAGACUUUCACACAUGUCUGAUUUUA